AAGACACCGCGUCCGCGCCGUUCCCGUUGUCUUGCCGACUUGCUUGAAGUGUGCGGCUUUUUUGUGUUGCCGUGGACACACCGUCAGCGAGCGCUCACCUGUGGCAGGCAGCAUGCAGGACGGGAGGCCGGUGGUCACGCAGAUGAGCGGGUAUUAUUUAGGAACGGCCGGCUCUCCAUUAAUGAGGCGACGCACAGGAGCUGCUGGAAUUUACAGACGGGGAAGAUGUAGAGUCCAGACUGUAGCAGAAACCCAGCGUUAUAACAAGAUCGAGUUGCUGCGGGUAAGAGAACCUGAUCGUAUCCUGUGCGCAGCCCAAGUGCAGCCAAAGAACAUUAGAGAAGAACAAAAGAAAUGCCCUCUUCUCCCACUUCCUCCUCCUCGCUCUCAGAAACGCACUCCCCAGUCCUUGGAAGAGCUAAGAAGGCUGACAAGUCAAAUUUUGAAGGAGUACGCACAUUCAUCAGGGAGAGGUGUAAGCAGUGAAGAGAGCAGCUGUAGAAGACUCAUCAAUAGAAACUCAACUGGCAGUUCUCAGAUGAAGAUCUCUGGAGGAAGCUACUGUUACCCUGUAGCCAAAACUCAGCAAGUCCAGUAUCUCCAGGGUGAUGAAUACAAAAGGCUGACACGUGGCUUCCAUGAUGCUAUCUCAAUUAGAAAUCUUCAAACUCACCGGGAGCACAGAGAACCACACACAAAGAGCUGCAGCAGUCUGCCGUCGCUAGCCUGUCCCAUCAGUAGCAGAGCCGCUGGGACAUCUCCAGUUUGUGGAAAGACCACACCCCACGAACACCAAGGACAUGUGGACAACUGGUUCCUUGGCAACAAGAAGACGAGAUCCAUAACCUUAGGACCAUUAUGUCUUAUCUCCAGGUCUCUUCAGCUGAAGCAAAGAGCAAGCGAACAUGAAGACACUAUGCGGGCAUCUGACCCUCUGACUGAUGAGAAUUCCUUGAAAUUAGAAAAAUCAUCAAAGCCAAAAGAUGAAUCUGCCACUUCCAGCAAGGAGCAGCGUAGCUUAGAACUAGGGAUUGUAGUUGCCAAGGAUUCAGCGCUGUCUGCGCAGUCAGUUGAAAAUGAAGGACAGCAGAGUGACAUUCCAUCAGAAAUGGAGAACAAAAAUGUGAGUCAAGCUCCCACAAAGCAAAUUGAGGUUAUCAUCGAGCUGAAGACAGAAGGGGACAGCGGCAAUGACAAAUGAAGGAAGUGAGGAGAGAAGCACACCAGAGGGACACCAAAGUGAGUGCGCACAGAAAAUGUGGAUUAUACACUUUCAAUUUUUAUUACUUAUGGAGCAAUAGAAUUAUUUUUUUUUUAAACAUUUUUUUUGUGAAGUGGCUACCAUAAGUAAUUAAUCGAACUUAUGCUAGAUGAGUGCUUACUGCCCAGACCACUCAGCCCUGGUCCUGGAUGCCUAUAAGAGUGAACCACUAGUGAGUGUGUUGCUUCAACUGGCAUUGUGAUUUUGUUUUUUUGUUGCUCGAGUGGCUGUUUAAGGGCAGACUUAACUUUAUUUGAGUAGCAGUGAACAACAACUUUUGCCAGAACCAGGAGAUGUAAGAGUUCAAAGCUGGCAAGAGAAGUAGCAAGCUAGAUAUGAUAAUGAU
Erpetoichthys calabaricus (reedfish) is the source of this 1607-nucleotide messenger RNA. RefSeq lists its product as uncharacterized. The coding region runs from base 113 to 1201 and encodes 362 amino acids. NCBI's taxonomy places the organism in Eukaryota, Metazoa, Chordata, Cladistia, Polypteriformes, Polypteridae. The record is from RefSeq and is a predicted model, not a curated record. The transcript is spliced from 10 exons.